UUUGAACGUGAGAAAUCCAUGGAAUGAUGGAAGAUUUUGGUUUCCGAACUAAACCUAAAAGGAUUUUUGCCUUAUGAUUAUCUCUAGCGCUUGCUUCAGCGUCAUAGGAGAGAGCAAAUUAGACGUUGAUGAGUGAUAUGCCUCCAACACAACGAGAUCACAUGGAAAUCGACGACGAUUCGGCCCGCGAUCAAGUGAACGGAUUUUUACCCGCAGGAGUCGCUCAAGUCCCGAAAGAGGAACUUCAAAAAUAUUUGAAAUGUAAGCGCAUUGGCAAUUAUCUGCUUGGAAAAACCAUUGGCGAAGGAUCAUUCGCGCGAGUAAAGCAGGGGUUUCAUGUCUUGACGGGAGAAAAGGUAGGAAAUCAGGAUGUCUGCGAGGUAAUCUAUUCCAACACCAAAAAUCAAAAUAGAGCCGGCCUCAAGGCUUAAACUUCGCGGCGAGCUAAACCUGUAAUUGCAACAGUUGGGAGACCUAGCGUGGUGGUAAAUUUAGAAUACUUUCAUUAUGUUCCAUUUUUAGGCGAAUAUUUAUAUUUCCGUUCAAUUAUGUGUUUAAGCUACUUGGAACUCUUCGAUAAACCUCGUAAUGCAGGACUAGCAAACAACUGCGGAUUAUGUUGUGGGACUUUCUACUCUAAUUACGCUUGAAAGAUUUGGAAUGCAAUAAUUAAAAAAUAAUUUUUUUUGUAAAGACAUCGCAAAAUUCUGUUGCCGUGCGCGAAAUCUGUCGGAAAUAUUAGUUCAUAUUUGCAAACAGUAAGAGUGUCUCAGUGAGAGAGAGAAAAAAAUAUCUGUUGCGACUUUAUGCAAAUUUUCCAUAUGCAAAAAUCAAAUCAAUAUGCUUAUGCUUUUUUAAAACAUUUUGCUUUCGUUUUCCAUUUGUUUUCCUACCAUAGCUGAAAAAUUCAACUUAUGAUGUCGCUUGAUAUUAAAUUAUGAAGUUACUUUAAUUAUCCAGACAGAGUUCAUAAUAUUUCAAGAUUCAAUAGUGUCCACUGUGAUUUCCAGCACUUGUCUUCUAUUUUGCUCUUCUUUCACGUGCUUAUAUCAAUCAUCGAGUUACGAUAAACUUUCUUGAACUUUCUCUCUCCUCUACUCCAAGCUCCUGAGACAAAUGAGAUAUUUAAAGAUAAUCUACGCUCUUCUAAUGACAUUUUCGUGGAAAAAAAAAACUGAACAAAUUCAUCCGUGACUCCUUGAUAUUGCCCGCUGUUGCGGUAGCAGCAUGCUAAAGUCAUGUGUUAUAUUUACAGUUGAGAUUUAUCACGCCUCAACCAUAGUUUACUUCUCCUUAUUCAGAAGAAGCAGCUUCUCAAAUCACUCAGCGAGUGAUAGUCAUUAUCUUGCUGUGUGCAUAGCGCGGAACCAGAAAGAAAAAAUUUUAUUUUAAAAACUGUCGGCAAACUGCGCAUCAUGUCGUGAUGCAAUUUGGUUCAAAAUUGGAUAUUGGCUUUACUCUUGUGACUGUAGUAAUUAUGAUAACGAUUAUAUUCAGGAAGGAAAAGGUUGUUCUUGUAAAAGAAUAGUAAGUUUAAAGAGUAAUUAUAUAGCACUUAAGGUUGUCCUGUGUAUAAACUGAUGUCUUUGACAAAUGAAAUAUCGUCGAAGCUAUUGUUUUGGUUGUAGAUUUUACACGCGAUUCAUCGGCAGUGGAAUUUUAUCGUUUGGUUUGAUGAUCGUCAAAUAAUCGAUCCGAACAGGUAUAACAAAGUGAUUUCCCUCAAUGAAAAAAUAGCCUGGACAUCAAUUGAUAGUAGCAAUUUCAAAUUGUGUAUCGGGUUAAUACUCUUUGAUUGCCUUCUGUUGCGAUAGACUAUGUUGUAUAAAGUUGACCUCUGAACCAGAAAUCUAAAAAUUGUCUUCCAUAUGGUGCAGCAAGAUUAGAUAGAACUUUUAUUUUGCUUGAAGUAAUUGAAUCGUUUUGAGCUCCGUCAAUCGAAAAAAAUAUAGAAGUAUAAAAGAAUGCAUUGCAUUCAAGCUGUGCUUGUGAAUGGUCUUAAUUGGAUUUGCAAUUCACACUGAAUUUCUCACAACUGCGCGCGAACUUGGGAUCAGGUAGAUAUUUAUGGAUAUCUUUACAAAUGAAAUGUGUAAGUUUUUUAUCAAACAUCGCUCGAACGAUUGCUUGGUAUGAAGUAAUUUGACAAGGGUAGUCGUACAAUACUUUGGAUAUUAAUUACUUCGAGUUAAGGAAAAAAAAAUGUUAAGAACGAUCUCCAAAAAGAGUGUCGCUGGCGAAAUGUAAAAUGUCGCGUUUUUGACCCACGCGACCUUCCUCCACGUGCAGAAAUUCGGCAAACCACAAAUGCAGAUUCGGUUUCCGGACAUAUUGAGCCGCCAGUCUGGCUAAUCAAGAUCGAAUACCGCUCUUUGUGGCAUUUUGAAGUGGUUAAUGGAACUAAGCAAAGAGAGAAACCGCCGAAAAUCACGUAUAGUUUCUAUAAUUAUUUUUAGUUUUUGCUUGGAACUGAAUCAGUCUUAUUUUGCUUCUAAGGAGAUAAACUGAAGAAAGACUCAAGAGAGAAAUGCAAACUCGAUUUUCGUUAUUUAAUGGAAAUAAUUUGAAAGUUUCCAGAAAGUUAUAUCUUGAUUGCUUAAAUGUUGAAUACAAAAGAAGUAGGACUAAAGCUUACAAUUAAAAUAUCUGGCAUAUCUGCCCAACUGGAGGCUUUGGAAAAAGUUGUUCUUUUUAAGGGCAAAAGAAAUAUCUUAGUUUCAAAUGAAGUUAACUGUUUACUUAUUAUACAGUUGGUGGUUUGAACCCGGGAGUAACAUUUGAGUUUCUUAUGUGAUCGUCCAGGUGAGCGUAGUCCUGAGAAGGACUAUUGUCUGCAGUAGAGAUUGAUUUUUCGACCACCCUCGCGGAACUCAUCAUAUCAUCGAUCAGAGUCGACCGCCAGAAGUAAACGCUAAACAUGAUGAGGGAAUUUUAUGAUGAAUACCGGAGGUUCUUUUUUUUUUCCUUUUUUUUUUUUUACCUUCAAUUACCGUGACCCUAGGAUGGGCAGGAACCAUUUUGCAAAAGGUGUACUCAUUCUGUCUGGAUUUCAAAAGCUGUCAGCCCCUUCAAAAGGACCAACCUUUAAUCGUGUUUAAUCAGGAUGUUGAAGUGUCACUGAUUUAUUUUGAAUUCCUGUAAAGUUGAUAUGCUUUAUCGUAAAUGAAUGGUUCGUGCUUCGGAUAUGACGAAAGCUGAGUCUUCAAAUUCCUGAACGAAAGCAAGGCCGCGACAUUCCCUCGUUGUUUUGUUUGGUUUUUUUUUUCAUAGAUGAAAAACUUGUUGACAGGCGUGCGUGGCUCCUGUAAGCGUAGUUAAAGUAGUUCGUUGGUCUUCUUAGCUUUACUCUUCACUGUUAACUCUGUAUCCGCUGCAGUUAUACCUCAGAUCCGCUGUUUCCAGAAUUUUCGGGUUAGUGUUAGUGUAUCCCAAGUACAGUAUAAAUACACUAGGUUUUGUUACGUCAUAAACAAAUAAGACUUUGAGACAAUUUGGUAAAAAUAGAGAGAGAGAAACCCCAAUGCGGUUCAAAAAUUAUGUUAAAGAGAUCAAAAUUGCAAGUUCUGAGAAAUUCGUAGGAAAUUUUUUACGGUCCAUUAAAUAACUGGUCCCAUCCUUCUUCGAGAACGUUACUUUCAUUGUUAGCCCGUCAGUCGGAAAGUGUUAGAAAUAUUUUAAAACCAUUAGCUUUGUAACUGUUUGACCGGCGCUGCGGUCCAAAGCCGGUUGUAAUAUUGGAUUUCCGAGGACUUGACAGCCACGUUAAUCUAGGAACUCGGAUGAAAAAUGUGAAGCUCCGAAGGCAUUUCUGGGGAUAAGUUACUUUGAUCCAGGUUGGAGCUGUGGGAAUAUUUUCCUCCAAGGGCUCUUCGUUUUCCUAAGUUUUUUUUUUGUAAUAAAGGAAACGAUGAAUAAAAGAGUUAAGAAACUUAUAUUUCCUUGGGUUCGAACAUGGAGAAACAUGUUGGUGACCUUAUAGUAAUCGUUGUGCUGGACUUAGUAGAAAUGUCCGGUUUCCAGCCAGGGUCAAUUUUCGGGUUCUUUUGCUAUGUCUUAAGGAAAAACAAUGUAUAAUCACAAUACCUCUCUCUGCCCAGGAUUAUAAAUGGUUACCGACAAGCGUCCAAUCUAAUGGUAGCAGAAGUUUCCAUAAUGAUUUUAUCCUGCAAAAACCAUUGAAAGCUAAGGUGGUGGGAUCGGUGUUAUCUGUGUAAAAUAUUCAAAGCUUAUACAGUUAGAAAAAUCCUAGCAAUUCACGAUUUCUUAACUUUGUUUGAUAUGUUCAUCACUUGUAGGUUGCUGUUAAGAUAAUCGACAAGAAGCUAGCCCAUCAAGACAAAUACGUGGCCAGGAACAUGAGGCGAGAAGCGAAAAUUAUGCAAAUGAUUCGCCAUCCAAACAUUGUUCAACUUCUGGAAGUCGUAGAAACGGAACACAGGUAAUUUUAACUAAUCUGGUGAGACGACUUAGAUUUUGGCAAAACAUUAUCCCGAUAUUCUUGUAUUUAAAACUUAAUGUACUUCUUGUAAGUUCUAUUCUGGGUUUAAUGAGGUAGAUUUUGCCCGUUUUAUCGCACGUAAUCAGAUUCCUUGUCUAGACUUUUGUAAUCCUUUAAUUUUAGAUGAGUGCAUGCAAAGAUUAGCUUGUUUAAAUAUUUUAUACUCUUUGGUUUACAAUUAGCAGCUUACCAAGUAAUUCUGUCCCAUUGUGAAUGAGACUUAGUUGACAGUCUGAUUCCUUUACACGAAAAUUUACUUCGGUGAAUCAUCUUAUCCUAACUUCUCGUACGUAAUAAAGCAUAUCAAGCGGAAGUGGAGUUAAAUUCCAAAUCAAAACGUGAACAAUCUGUAGUCGGAUUUUAUGCUCUUUAUGCAUUGGAGGAUAAGCGAUCUAAAGUACUUUCAGGCUAUUUCGCAGCAAUUUAAAAGAGAAGAACUAGUAAGGUCUUGCAAGGCUUGUUAGCUCACGCAGCAUUUCACUGUAUCGUUUCCUUUCCGACUUUCAAUAUUGGAACGAGACUUUUCCUGUAGUUUUAAUGAUGGGAUUUGUGCUUUGUACUGAGCGGUGUAUGUUUUGCGAAAUGAAGUACUGGACAAUUAGAAUAAAUCUUUCAGUAUUUAAAAUGUUAAAACUGUAGACUUUUUGAUUUUUAGAUACUACUUAAUCACAGAGAUUGCAGCCGGAGGAGAUCUUAUGGAUUACAUUUGUUACCGAAGAAAACUUGGCGAGGUGGAAGUUAGAAAAUUUAUUCGGCAAAUUGUGUCGGCUGUGCAUUAUCUACAUCAGGGAGGAAUUCUCCACAGGUUAGUGCGGAAAAUAUAUUUGACGUUUUGGUCGCAGCUCAAUUGCCGCGUUCAAAAAUUCCUCCUUAAUCUUCAACAAACGACAAUCAAACAGAAGUCAGCUUAAAAGCUUUAUCAUCGAGCAAGAGAUAUUAAAAGCGCUUUUCUCUCUGCAGGGACUUGAAAGUUGAAAACUUACUUUUGGAUGACGACUAUAAUAUCAAGAUCAUAGGUAAACUUAAUUCACAUUUAAUAUUACUCUAUUAUUAACGGGAGCAUACAGGGGUGUAGUUAAUGUAGCAAGAGGCCAUUUUCAGCCGGAGCUUAUUCUGGUUUCUGUGGCAUGAAACUUCCUUGUGCUUGUUUUCAAAUUUCUAUGGUAGUUCACUAGUACCCUGUGCUACAUGUACUCUCCAGGGUGGAGAGAGACAUUGUGAAAUAAAUAAUCUUGUCCAAGAACACACAAUUACUCUGCCCAGUCCUCAGUGUUUCAGAACCAGGACUUCUCGGUCUCAGCGUGCUAGGGUAACCACGUUCCCCACAGGGGUGAUGUAGUUCUCUCUUAAACUAUUUAGUUAUUUUUCCUUGUAGAUUUUGGUCUCAGUAACACACUGUUUGUGUCCUCACCUGACGGUCAAAGCACAAAAGAAUUCCUUAAGACCCAGUGCGGCUCUCCAGCUUAUGCUGCUCCAGAGAUCUUGGGACACAAACCGUAUGGGCCUGAGGUGGACGUUUGGAGCAUGUAAGUACCAUUGAAUUUUUAUUCACUCCAACAUUUUUAAUUAGUCUCUUAAGGAUACGGUAGACCUUCGCGGGCCAAUUUUUUUUAGUUUUUUUUUUUCUAUGGCAAGUAGGCAUUAUUAUUUUAGCUAUAGUUUUCAAGAAAAAUUUUGGUGAAACAUGAAAACGCGCGCGAGUUGUUUACAAAAACGUAUUUUUCAACUGAACUCCUUAGCCCGCAAAAGUGUGAAUAGCUUAUUUUUACUUGUCAACAUCAAUGACAUCCGAAGGGUUUCCUGCUGUGAAACAUCCUUAUUCUUGGAUUCCAAUCGCGUAAACAUCUCCAGAUUUCGGUUGCACGCGGUGAUCUUUGCUGUCUGUCUGCAUUUAAAACUAGAACAUCUAUAUGAUAUGAAUUGAGAAAGGUGAAAAGGGGAAGUGUCCCUAGUAAAAAUUAAAAAGUAACCUGGAGUAAAUUUCAUUUACAAGCUAAAAAAACUCACCAUCUUUCUUAAUGCUACAACGUACAUAUUUGUUUUUCUUCCAGCGGGGUCAACAUGUAUGCCAUGCUGACAGGAAAACUUCCCUACUCGGCCGAGCCGUUCCACAUAAACACUCUGUAUAAUAAAAUGAAAAAAAAUGACAUGAAUCCAAUUCCAGAUCAUUUGUCAUCGUGUAAGUUAUAAAUUUAUUAUUUCCCUUUCUUUAUCUUUUUUUGAUAUCGUUGGGUAAUUUUUUUUUCUGCUUGCCAAAAAAUCACGAUUCGUCGACACAUUUUUUACACUUUUGCAUUUCCCGUUGGUAGCGUGCAAAGAUCUUGUCCAGCGUUUACUGACGUUCAGCCGCGAAAAUCGGAUUACAUUGGAUGAGGUCCUUAACCACGAGUGGUUGCAGAAGGGAUUUGAUGGUCCCAUAAUCCCGAUUGUGUUCCCGAAUUACCCGCAGCCCGAAGAGCUAGACAAGAAUAUCGUUAGACAUAUGGUUGACAAGAUGGAGUUCAAACAGCAAGAAAUAGUGGAUGCAGUUGUGAAAAAUAGGUGAUCAAUAAAGAGAUAUUAAUCGAUUAAAUUGGAUUUUUGCAGUCGCAUAUCCAGGAGAUGACUCUCUGUUUAGUAAUUUGGGUCGAAAACGAAUGGAGAGCAAUCGGAGAACUCUCAGAGCGAGGCUGUAAACCGCUCUUUGGUUAAUCUUCGUAAUUGGUUUAAGAAAACUCGCGCCUCUCUCUUAACCAAUCAGAUGUAAACUUUCAACCAAUCGUAACUUGGCUAUUAUCGUUUUCCCGCGCUUCUGAGAGGAGUCGCUGAAAUUUAUUUUGCGCUUUCACUGGCUCCUUGUGAUCUUUAUCUUUAACUUGAUCGACCACUGUGUUUCCUUUCGUUUUGGUUCCAUGACAGUUAAUCAAAAUGUACUCAAACCACGCCCUAACCAGAGUUGAACUAUUGCACUGUUCGCGCAGGGAAGCUGAAAUAUAGAGGUUCUUGUCUUUAAUAACCCUUUGUGACAGAAACAUGCGCUUCACAUAUUUUUUAUUUUUCUCCUUACAGAUCUACUGCUACAUCAACUGUCUAUCACCUUCUACAAAGAAAACUUAAAAGAUAUUAUGUCAAACACCCGGGAGAAGCUGAGCAUGUGAUGAAUGACGUCACAUUUAACUCGAAGCCCGUUCGCAAUUCCUCAACAGCCACGCCAGAGUUAGAAAUUAGGAAUUCGUCUAAAAAGAGACGCGAAUUUGCAGUUACGACCGUAAACGCUUGUGAUUUUAAUGAUAAAAAGCAAACUACUCCGGAUGAAACAAAGCCAGAGUCAGAGAAGUUAGCGCUUCCCUGUGCAGGACGGGAGCAACUUUCUUCUCCAAGCAAGGAGAACUUGUCUAAAUUGGAUGAAGAGCUUGCAGAAAACCCCAAAAGUUUACAUGAAGAUGAUCCAAUUUCAGAGAAAUCUAUCAAUGAAAUCGACGAAGAUAAUUCUUCUGAACAGAAAGAUAGAACCUGUAGCGUACUAAGUGACGGCGGGAUUGAAAUCUCCAGAAAGGAUUCCUGCAAUUACUCUUCAGUACAAGUCAUGGCAGUGAAUGGUCGCCGGCUGUCGCAUAUUUCGGUUGAAAGCAAAGCCGAGACGGGCAAGAAAUCUGCCACGGUAGAUUUAGACGAGAGAAACGAGCAAGAAGGAAAAGAGAGUACUGUCAAUAAUCAUGAAAAUUCCUCGCGACGCAUUUCUGAAACAAAGUCUGUUGCGCCCCAGGGGAGAAUUUCUCCAAGGCUUUCGGCUCCAAAUACGCCAUCUAUAGGCAAAGUUUCUCCUAUUAAUGCCAAGAUUAUUUCUAUCCCGCUGCAACCGAUGAAAAUGGAAUUUCCUGAAAAGGUAAUUUGCAGGCUUUAUUUCCCCUACCUAUCGAAAAAACGAUUUAACUUUCGCUUUCACAAAGUAGUCGAAGGGUGUAAAGUCAAAAAAUGGUAACGUUCGAGAAAUCUUACAUUUAGAUGUUAAGCCAGAAAUUUUUCCAGAAAUUUUUCGUUAAAAAGACGACAAUUUUUUUUCAACGCAGUACUCCAAUUUUAAGACUCAUUCACCAACCCCUUAUUCCUAGGGUGCGGUGAAAUUCUGGUAAAAUUCAGCAAAAAGAAAAUUGUGGUCUUUCAUACUUUUCUUUUAAUUUUCACAGGUAAAAUUUAACCACAGACGGUUUUCCCUUCCUCAGACCUUUCUACCGCCCAGGAACCUGGGAACUACUCAGCAAAGACAACAUGUUCCCAGUCCCUUCCACUUCAAUUCAACCAUGUCUUCUACGGAUGCAAAGCAGAGAAACAGAGAUUCUCCGUCACUGCCACCUUACGGGCUAUGCUGCCAAUUGACAGCGAUAAAGCCUCAGGAAGAAAAGGAAGACUCUGUGACACGUGCUCACGAAGCGAGAUCACGCGGUGAUCACGCGCAGCACAAUGGAAUUGAAAAUAGACAUGCGCAACCGCGGCGGAAUGUUUACUAUUCUCCGUCCACUGAAAGGCGAUUUCCGAGUAAACGCCAUUCAGUCGCCACAUCGGGAGGUAGAGAACUGUUGAAAAGUAUAAAUAACACAUUAGGUAGGCUUGUGGAAAUUCAAGAUAACACAGAGUCCUCAAAAUCGCCAGACAGUUUAUUACUGAGAUCUCGCUUGCAACCUGCCACAAUCAAGGCACCCUUAAAACGCGAUUCAUCCGUGGAAGGCGUAAAAAUAUCUCUGAUACAGGAGCACGUUGGUGUUGAACGAGCCAAGGAAAAGCGCAGCUCUGGACUCAAGAUAAGUUGUAGUGUGAAGGAUACUCAGACUGCUAAACCUGUGCCUUCAUCAAAUCCAACUGGACUUUCUACCACUGAAUCGAAGUCGGCAAAAGAGCAAAUUACCAGAGAGAAGAAACCGAAAGCAGGGUUGCUGAAUAGAAGCGUAGCAGGAAGAAGAAGAAAGACAUUAGAGAACAAGAUCCCACCAGAAAAUGACAGUGCAUCUUCACCAAGGCACGAGGAUGGGUCGCCUCUAAAUCGUCGAUCUCUUGACGAUAAUCAUUGCUCUACCCAUGACGCCUUACAGAGUGGCCGCCGAUCACUUGAUUCGUUGGAGGAAAUCAUUUAAGCAGCUGUGAGUUGUUCAAGAUGUUUAAAAUUACGUACCAUGUUUGGAAAAUUCAACACAGAAAACCACGACACGUGAACGCGUCUAAAUAUUUAGUAUUUGAGAUCUGAGUUGUUCGAAGCAUGAUCACCGCAUUUAAACGUUUGAAUACCCAGGUGACUUAGGAUCAGUGUCAAUCGAGUUUCAAAUACCUUAGCUUAAUAAAUGCGUUAAGAUUAGUUUGAAAGUUUAAAAAAUCGACGGUAAUGGGUUAAGUAAAAAGGUGAAAAAGUUUAUUCUUCAUUCAACGACCGAGUUGGGAAUUCUUAUCUAAACACAAGACGCCUUCGAAAAAGCUGAUCUUACCUGUAUGCAGUACGCUGUUCCUAUGUCCUCUACAGCUCUCUGAUCCAAAUCCGAGGGUCUGGAAAUCAAUUGCUCGUGGUCCUAAGGACUUAGAAUUUUCCCUGUUUUACACUCGUAAUAAAACGAAUAGCAACUGUUUUUAAACACACAAAUUUUUAACUUCUCUAGCAACCUUUAAUUUUCAUCCAUCAGAUAUGAUUUCUAUUUUACUCCGAAGUAUGUAAUGAAUGUUUCUUUAGUUUUCCUUCUUACGUCGCGUUAGCCCCGCGUUCAGCCUUGACACACAGGUCCAUGCAAUUGAAGCAGGGUACGUGGUACCUGAGGUUCAUAACCUUAGUUCCCAGGGAUUUCCCCUAAUAGCCCGCGGAAUAAGGUUAGAAGUUCGUAAACCUUUCUUUGCAGCAGUUUUUUUUUUUAUAUAAGAAAGCAAAAUGCUUUCAUAUUUAUAAAACGUGCAAUAGAAGGGAAGGCAAUCGUUUAGGAGGUGGUUUUGUUCAACAAGCACAAAGUGUAGUUCCAAUAUUAAACCAGGAUUUACUAAAAUUAAUUGAAUGUUUUUUUUAGCAUUAAGUAUAAUUAAAAUGGAACACAAGAAGUAAUAAUUGAAAUGAAGUCUAAUGAAAAUGUAUUGUUGAAGACAUAUUAAUACUAUAUGAAUAAAAUUGUUAGCCUGGC
Messenger RNA from Pocillopora meandrina, 10626 nucleotides. Lineage: Eukaryota; Metazoa; Cnidaria; Anthozoa; Scleractinia; Pocilloporidae. The record is from the annotation of a GenBank genome assembly.